AAUUUCUUUCUGGGCUUGUAUUUCAGCUACUAAUUUCUGUCCAUCAAAUAGAUUUUUCCACCUCAAAAGUUUCCAUGCAAUAGUAUUGAUUUCUGAAAGAGACUCUAGAAAAUGUUUGAAGCCACUUGUCCAAACUGUGGUCAUUUAGUAUAUUAUGCGGAGAGGGUCAUGUGUAUGAGCAGAUGGUGGCACCGGAGUUGUUUACGCUGUGCCAAAUGUAAUAAAGUAGUGGAAGCCACCAGAGCUUGUUGCAAAGAAGGUAAGCCCUACUGCGCCCGUCCUUGCUACAAUAACCUAUUUUUCACAAAAGGUUACAAUAGAGUGCAUUAUCAGUAAUAACAACUGAAACUCAGAAUCAAAUCAUGUGGGACUACUAAAGCAAAAUCUAUUCAAGUCUAAAAUUUCAGGCUAACUAUCAUUUUACGAAUUUUAUAUUGUAAUAGCAACUCUAUGAAAGGAACUGAGUUUUUGGAAUAAAAUAUAGUUCAGU
Messenger RNA from Stegodyphus dumicola, 490 nucleotides. Its product is annotated as cysteine-rich protein 1-like. The record is from RefSeq and is a predicted model, not a curated record. NCBI's taxonomy places the organism in Eukaryota, Metazoa, Arthropoda, Arachnida, Araneae, Eresidae.